AUGUGCAUCGAUUACACCAAUCUCAACAAAGCAUGCCCCAAAGAUCUGUUCCUUCUCCCCCGAAUCAAUCAGCUGGUCGAUGAUACUACCGGGUGUGCUCUGCUUAGCUUCAUGGACGCAUUCCGUGGAUACCAUCAGAUAUUUAUGCAUGAAUCAGACGAAGAAAAGACCGCCUUCAUCACACCGGACGGGGUGUACUGCUAUAGGGUAAUGCUUUUCGGUCUGAAGAACGCUAGGGCCACAUACACCCGAAUGGUAGCCCGAUUGUUCAAAGGGUUGAUGGGCGGAUCUAUGGCUGUUUACGUCGAUGAAAUGCUCGUUAAGAGCAAGGAGGAGACAGACCACGUGAAGGACCUGAUGGAAUGCUUCGAAAUUAUGAGGAAAUUUAGCUUGAAGCUGAAUCCCAAGAAGUGUGCAUUCGCGGUCCGGGGAGGAAAGUUUCUGAGAUAUAUGGUCACGCAGCGUGGAAUCGAGCCGAACCCAGAGAAAACUGAAGAAUGCCAGGCAGCCUUUGAGGACUUGAAGAAGUAUCUCCUAGCUCUGCCACUCUUAUCUAAGCCCAAGGCAGGAGAGACAUUGCUAUUAUACCUGGCCGUCUCCCAUAAGGCGGUCGGAGCUGUGUUAGUACGGGAGGAUGAGAAGGCUCAACUGUCGGUCUAUUACGUCGGGCGGACUUUGAAGGAGGAAGAGAUUUAUUAUUCCCUGCUCAAGAAGGUAGCCUUCGCCCUCAUCAUGACGGUUAGGAAGUUGGUGCCUUACUUCCAAGCUCAUACAGUCCGGGUGUUAAUCGAUCUCCCUCUAGCUAGCAUGCUACACAAUCCGGCCUCAUCCGGACGAUUGCUCAAGUGGGUGAUAGAGCUCACCCAGUACGGGAUCGAAUACGCCCCGCGGCCGUCUAUCAAAGCUCAGGCUCUCGCCGAGUUCAUAGUGGAAUGUUUCGCUUACCCGACGGAGGGCUCGCUGGUCGAAGGCCCGGAAGCAGCGGAAUGGUGUAAAAUCACAUUGUGGAGGCGGGGUGAUGAUCACCACCCCCGAAGGAUUUCGCUUGUACUACGCCCUAAGCUGAAGAAUGAAUGCUUGACCAGAGAAGAAAGGCUGAUACUCUAUAAGGACGUGGUCGAGGGACUGUUGGAUAAACUGGAAGCCUAUGAGAUCACCCACAUCCCACGAGUGAAAAAUACGGAGGCAGAUAUCUUGUCCAAGCUGGCUGCGGGAAGUGUGCCUCCCUACCUGUCGAUGACUUGUCACACCAAGAUCAUAGAACGACCAAGUACUGAUGUGCUCUCGAAAUCAGAGUUGCCGGAUAAGAAGGGAGACGCCGGUCGCAUCAGGAGGCAGGCUUCCUCCUAUGAGUUGGUGGACGGCUUGCUCUACAAGCGAUCCUACGGAGGUCCUCUACUGCGUUGCUUAUCCCCCAAGGAGACUAAGACUGUGAUGGCUGCCGCUCACCGGGGAAUCUAUGCGGCCCAUCAGGGGGCCAAUACUUUGGCCAUAAAACUUAUCAUUCAGGGCUAUUACUGGUCGACCAUGGCCGUCAAGCGCUAUCAAGACAAAAGAGGGAAAGUCAGAUACCUCGAGAUAGGAGAUCUUGUGCUAAGAGAAAGGACGGCCAGCCGACCCACUGAAGGAGGAAAGAUGGCGGUUAAAUGGGAUGGGUCGUACUGGGUGGUGAGCAAGGUUUACCCGGGGACCUACCGGUUAGAAACCACGGAGGGCGAGCCCGUGGAAAGAAUUUGGAAUGCUCAUCACCUCAAGAAAUUCUAUAAGUGA
This is a messenger RNA of Ipomoea nil (Japanese morning glory), 1770 nucleotides long. RefSeq lists its product as uncharacterized. NCBI's taxonomy places the organism in Eukaryota, Viridiplantae, Streptophyta, Magnoliopsida, Solanales, Convolvulaceae. The record is from RefSeq and is a predicted model, not a curated record. The coding region runs from base 1 to 1770 and encodes 589 amino acids. The transcript has 5 exons.